AUGGCCAAAAGACCACAUCUUUAUUGGACUCCAUGUGCCGCACAUUGUGUGGACUUGAUGUUGGAGGAUAUUGGAAAGCUUCCAAAGAUCAAGAAUGCCCUUAAGAAGGCGAUCUUCAUGAAUGGUUAUAUAUAUAACCAUGUCGGCGUUGUGAACAUGAUGAGGAGAUUCACCAAUCAAAGGAAUUUGCAUCGACCGGCGGUCACAAGGUUUGCAACUUCCUUCAUCACUCUUGCACAAUAUCACAAGCAAAAAAAUAAUUUGAGGAAGAUGGUCAUUUCGGAAGAGUGGAUUGCUUCAAAGUGGCAAAAAGAUGCGGGGGGGAAGAAGAUGACAUCUUUUAUUUUGCAAGACACAUUUUGGAGGAAUGUGUUGUAUGCUCUUAAGUUGGUAGGUCCUCUUGUGAAAGUACUUCGAAUGGUUGAUGGGGAUAAAAAACCGGCUAUGGGAUACAUUUAUGAAGCUAUGGAUAGAGCAAAGGAGGCUAUUGCUAAGAGUUUUGGUCACAAGGAGGAGCAUUACAAAGAAGCUUUUGGGAUAAUUGAUAAAAGAUGGGAUUGCCAACUUCAUCGCCCUUUACAUGCGGCCGGAUACUUUCUAAAUCCGGAAAUCUAUUAUGAUAAUCCGGAGGGAGUGAGUUGUCAAGAAAUUGAGCAUGGCUUGUAUGAAAGCAUUCAAAGGCUAGUUCGAGAUAAUUCAACACAAGACAAGAUCAUGGUUGAGCUAGAUGCCUACAAAAAUGCAACGGGUCUAUUUGGCAAUGCACUGGCGAUUAGACAUAGAAAGAUGAAAUCACCGGGUAAGAUUUAA
Molecule: messenger RNA, 810 nt
Organism: Salvia miltiorrhiza (redroot sage)
Lineage: Eukaryota; Viridiplantae; Streptophyta; Magnoliopsida; Lamiales; Lamiaceae
Exons: 1
Coding region: 1-810 (269 amino acids)
Source: RefSeq, a predicted model, not a curated record